UCGCUCCGACUGAAACUGGCUAAUGUAGCAAGCAAUGCUUCGCCAAUUUUCCCCAAACUUUUUCUAUCUGAUUUUAAUCUAGUAUCCAAGGCAAGAUAUGCACAAUAAGGGUUAAUCUUCGUCAAGGGAACGAACAGAUAAGAUAAACAGCGUCACAAACAGAGAUCACAAUGAAGGUAUUGAAGCUGUUGAUACAACGUAACAGCGUGAGAUCAAUGUGUUUUCCCUCUGGUCAGUUCUCGCUCGUGGAGAACUUUUCAACUAGCUGUCAAUGGCGAACACGCAAAAAGGUCAGUCAAUACAGCACAGUUGACACAGAAAGAUAUUCAUCUCUAGUGCGGGCGGUGGUGUCAUCAAAAACCAGCUCCCAGACUCCUGCAAGCAUUGAGGAUGAGGAUUAUCAGUUGUACGGACCUGUUAUAAGAUCCAGACCGCCUUCUCAACAGCAAAAAGUACCAAAAAACCUGCAUCCACUAUUAAACCAAGCCAAAGGUCCUUCUCAGUAUGAGCCUGGACCUUUGGCUCGUAUAAAUUUGCAGAAGGACUCCACCAAGCCAUCAAUUCCCAGUGUGACCAAGAUCCUGCAGAAGACCAUGCCACCUGAGCAGGCUUUUAUCCUGGAGAGGUGGAAGAGAAGGAUGAUUGCUGAGCUCGGGGAGGAUGGGUUUAAAGAAUACAGCUUGAAUCUUUUCAAACAGGGAAAGCUAUUCCAUGCUGCCAUUGAGGAAACUUUCACGGAGGAAACCUCCUCUAAGGAGGACAUGGAGUGUCCAUCAGAGGCGGCCGGAUAUAUGGAGAGUGUAUCUCAUGUAUUGAAUGAUAUAACAGGAGUCAGAGCUAUUGAGAGUGCUGUGUAUCAUUCUGAACUACAGUACCUGGGUAUCGUAGAUUGUGUUGCACAGUACAGAGAUUCAUUGUGUGUCAUUGAUUGGAAGACCUCAGAAAAACCUAAACCCUUUCUUCACAAUACGUACGAUAAUCCAUUACAAGUAGCUGCGUACAUUGGGGCUCUAAACAGUGACAACAACUAUAGCUACCAGGUAGAAAACGGUUUAAUUGUGGUUGCCUACAAAGAUGGAUCGCCUGCACACGCUCACUUCCUACGCUCCGAUCAGAUUAUGGCAUUUUGGGAGAAAUGGCUAGUACGACUCGAAGAGUAUGCGGAGAAAUAGGACACCUUUAACUAAAUUAGUGUGAAAGAAGUAAGCAGAUGCUACAGAAUUUUGGAACGUCUACACAGUGUGUAGUUCAAUUGUAAAUGUUUUAUUUUACAUUUGAUGUAAAGAAUAAAUACAGUGUUUACACACUUUGUGUUA
This is a messenger RNA of Paramisgurnus dabryanus, 1316 nucleotides long. It is a transcript of the gene mgme1, whose product is annotated as mitochondrial genome maintenance exonuclease 1. Gene Ontology annotation, cellular component: mitochondrion. The record is from RefSeq and is a predicted model, not a curated record. Gene Ontology annotation, biological process: mitochondrial DNA replication. NCBI's taxonomy places the organism in Eukaryota, Metazoa, Chordata, Actinopteri, Cypriniformes, Cobitidae. Gene Ontology annotation, molecular function: single-stranded DNA exodeoxyribonuclease activity.